AGUCGUCAGCUACCCGGUUAGAUGGACCUUGGUUUCUGAUGCGUAGCUUACUAUACCAACAAAGUUAAUAUCUCAGGAUAACUUAAACUGACAAUUUUAUUCGAUCUAAAAUACUAUUUUAGACAACUGCAUGUCUUGGACUUAAUAGUCAUUUUAUCCUAUAUGACGUUUUACUAACUCUUAAUAACGUAAUUCCCUGCGCGCUGUAAAUAUUCCAACGAGAGAAUAUUUAGGAGAAUGUUGUUUCAUCAGUGUCUGCAUGGUAUUCAUCACACACAAGGUCGGUAACGUAAAUCUCAUGAUAAAUUCAGAGACGUGAAAGUACAGAUUAUUCUGCUUCUGGAAUAAUUUUCUUGCCACAUUGAAAAUCGCAAUGGACCUUUUGGGAUUGUACCUGUUUCAGCUCGUCUUUGUUGCCCUGCAGGAGGCCCUGUCUGCUGGGACGGACUGCCUGCUGGCGGGGGACUCCUGCUCCAGUGACGAGACGUGCAGCCCACGCCUGCGCACGCUACGCCAGUGUGUGGCCGGCAACGGCAGCAUGAAGCUGGGCCCCGGCGCCCGCAGCCAGUGUGCCAACGCUGUGUCAGCGCUGCUCUCGAGCCCGCUGCAUGGCUGCCAGUGCCGACGGGGCAUGAAGAAGGAGAAGAACUGUUUGAGCAUCUACUGGAGUCUCCAUCAGUCGGGCAUUCACGGACUCAACCUGGUGGAGAGCUAUCCCUACGAGGCCGUGCAGAAGGGUUAUGACUAUGUGCGCCUGGCGUCCAUCGCUGCAGAUUCCGAGGUCGGCAUGGUGGCGGUGAACCGCUGCCUGGAUGCGGCCAAGGCGUGCAACGUGGACGACGUGUGCCAGCGGCUGCGCACCGAGUACGUAUCGGCCUGCAUCAAGCCCUCGUCGCGCUCAGGCCUCUGCAACAAGCCCAAGUGCCACAAGGCGCUGCGGCGCUUCUUCGACCGCGUGCCCGCCGAGUACACGCACCGGCUGCUCUUCUGCCCGUGCAGCGACACGGCGUGCGCAGAGCGCCGCCGCCAGACCGUCGUGCCCAGCUGCUCCUACGAAGGCGAGGAGAGGCCCAACUGUCUGGCGCAGAUGAGGGCCUGCAACGCCGAUUAUGUCUGCAGGUCCCGCUUGGCCCAGUUCCAGUACGACUGCCAGCCGGACGAGCAGUCCGCCAGCGGCUGCAAGCAGGGGAGUCACGCGGCCUGUCUCAUCGCCUACACCGGACUGAUCGGGAGCCCGGUGACGCCCAACUACGUGGACAACUCCACGUCCAGUGUGGCCCCAUGGUGCACCUGUGCGUCCAGCGGAAACCAGAAGGAGGAGUGCGCACGCUUCCUAGGCUUUUUCACCAACAACAUCUGCCUGAGUAAUGCUCUUCACACUUUCGAGAAUGGCAUGGACCCGACGCCAACCCCGAGUCAGCCAGGACAGCCCAGCCACGUCACCAGCUGGUCAGACUAUGGCACCACUCCGGCAUUUGUUUCCAUGGAAACCGAAGAGAAUUUAAUGAGUCCACUGAUACCCACACAGGCCACCCUGAAUGACAGGCUCUGGGGUGACACCACAGGUCCCUCCAGCACCCAGCCCAAGUCUGCCAGCCCCCUGCCCCCUGCCCUCUCCCCACCCCUCCCCCCCUGGAGUCUCCUCCUCCUCCUACUGCUCUUCUGCUACGAUCAGUGAAGGAUAUCAUGGACGCCUGAUACAUUUACACACACACAGCGGGCUGGGCUCUGUACAACAAACAAACAAACAAACAAACAAACAAACAUAAAACAACUGAAAGGACCUUCUGUAGAGGACUGGCCACAGGGGCACAGGCAAAGUCAUUGUGUUACAUUUUUGUUCCUGUGGACCAGCUGAUCUCGAACCUCACUGAAGAGUUUCGGACAUUGACGUCGUGGCAAACGGGCACUUUUUAUAAAGGACGAUGUAUAGUUAAAUUGAGAUGUGAACAUGGAUGAGGAGGCCAUUUGCAUCACGGUGUAUAUAUGUACAGUACAAUGCUGUCAUGUAGCCAUGAGAAACGUUUAAUGUAUGUGAAUAUUCCCUGGUUUCAGAGUCAUCCGAAUUCAUCAUUGUGUCCACUGCAAAGGAAACUGCCUUUAGAAGCAUGGAAACGGAAUAGGUUUCUAUUAAGGCCUGUAUAACUAGACAGACAGAGGUACAAAAAUCAAUGGAAGAUGGCCAGGCCGUGCUGAUACCCUCUGCCUAAGGCUUCUCAUGCAUCACUUAAACUGCUUGGAAAAGGACCCCUGAGGAAAUGGAGAUUUAAUAUCAUUCAGUUCAGCUUGACUGAGGAGGAGGAGGAUGAGCAGGGGGAGUGGGUUAUUUUGGAUCAAUAGCAAAUGGUGAAGUCGUUGAGUCGGAGGUGAACAAAAUGGCUCUCCAAAACUCAUUUCAGAGAGGCGAACACGUGCCAACGUUGUGAUCAUUCCAAGUGCACCUCUGGAGAGCUGGGAAUACCACAUGCUAUCUAUGUUCCAGGGACCAGGAUGGGGUUUGGGUCUGGACCAUUGACUUCACCUUUCAAAAGCUAACGUCUGGUGUGCUCAUUCUCUCCAAAAAGACAUCUCGCAUCCAAAGGACAUUGACCAAGCAGAAGCGUUCUUGGUUCUCCUUCAAUCAACUCUUUCUCAGUCGCCAACUUUGUCAUUUGCCAACUGUGGGAUUGGUAUAAGUGGCCGUGAUGGGCGGUGGUUUGACAUGGCGUCCAGGGCUGUCGGCGAGGCACCGCGCCGGCCGGGGCCUAACAGGGAUGCUCUGUUCUUGUUUGUGAUGUGAUGUUGCAUCCACUGAUAGGAUGGCUGUGGGUUCUUAUUUUGCUCAAUUCAUUUCGAUCACUGCCAAUAAAAGCUGUUGGUUCAUUUAGUGCUCACUUUUUGCAUCAGCCAAGAAAAAAAAUGCUGUGCAUGGAUGGAUUGAUGUAAUCAGAGAACAGAACGAUCCUGGUGAAAGCGUGCAGUGUCUCUGUCAAAAACAACAGAGCUUUAGCCAGUCGUUGAAGAUAAUUGCAGACAGCAAGAGUAAUGGCAAUUUUGGCUCCAAGGUCAGUAUAAACAGUUUACCGCUGGAUAAAUCAAACAGAGGUUAAGAAAUGGCAAGAGUUCUUUGGAUCACACUAGUUGGAAAACAUAACUGGCAUGACCACAAUUUAUAUCUGCACUCCAGAAUGAAAAAUCAUGUUUAUAAAGAUCUGCUUCACAGGACUUAAAUGAGCUGCAGAUAGUUUAAUCCCUACAAACGUCAUAGCACAUCAAUCAUAUUACGACUAGCUCCUGGGAAAAAAAGAUUGAUCUAAGUGUCUCAAAUUAGCCAUUGCCACGGUAUAAUUUCGGUGCAGUUUCUCCAUAGAAGUUCAACAAUACUAUAAAACGUAAUCAAUCAUAUGCACACAGUCAGUCCAAGUCUCUAUUUCAAAACACACUCAGUACUAAUGUUGAAUGUAAUAUCAUUUUUUGGAAAGAGCUGGAAGUAUUGAAUACAAUGAAUGUAACACCUUCUAUACUUAUUCUCCUGCCAGGCAACAAAGUGUUGUAGUUUUUCAGCCCACGAACAUGCCACAGUUUCACCCAAAGCAUUUGGCCUCCGUGUUUUGUUGUGCUGCUGUGUUAUUGCCACAACCCUGUCUAAACAAUAGCAUCCAGUAAACAGAAAGCACUAUACUCUUAUGCGGAACUUAGGUCUUGAGAAUAAUAUUAACUUUGACAUUUAAUGGCGAUA
Alosa alosa (allis shad) is the source of this 3718-nucleotide messenger RNA. RefSeq names its product GDNF family receptor alpha 4b (gene gfra4b). Gene Ontology annotation, cellular component: external side of plasma membrane; signaling receptor complex. Gene Ontology annotation, molecular function: signaling receptor activity. The transcript is spliced from 8 exons. The record is from RefSeq and is a predicted model, not a curated record. Bases 374 to 1678 code for a protein of 434 amino acids. Gene Ontology annotation, biological process: nervous system development. Lineage: Eukaryota; Metazoa; Chordata; Actinopteri; Clupeiformes; Clupeidae.